AUCGCAUGAUAGUGCAUAUAUAUAGCCCCGCAUGUCCGAUUUUGUUUUGCACUCCUUUCAUUUCAAAUCUUAGAAUUUAAGUAAAGUUACAGAACCAAGCAUGGCAAAGCUUGCAGUAGUUUUUUUCGUUAUGGCGGUUACGGCCACAUUUUCCGACGCAGCGUCCCUCCUUAAACCCAACGGCAAAUUUAAUGCCGCCGCAUUCUUACAGCAUAUUCUUCCGGCAGGGACUCGUGUGACAAUUCCCUUAUCUGCGCUUGGAUACAGAGUGAAAGAUUUGGCAUGGUCACGCUGCGGAAAUAUUGUAAACGACCGCAUCAUCCUCCACGGUCUAUCGUUCGAUGACAACUUGGCGGUCACGGCUCAAGCAGAAAUGCUCGAUGAUAUUGUGGCUCCAUUGGGGUUGGAUCUUGAAAUUCAAAAACGCGUUCUGUUCUGGAUAAAGAUUCCCUGUCUGUUGGGAAAGUUUGGUAGUUGCCUGUAUCCCGAUAUCUGCGCCAAAAUGGCUGAAUCCGAAACCUUGACCGGUGAUCUACUUGCUCAUGGUCUUCCUCCCGGAUGCCCAUUCCCAGCGGGAACGCACGAAAUGAACAACUUCGUCAUGCGCAUGAAUAUAGAAGGCGAAACUCCGAACAUUCCGUCAUUCAUCGGAGCAGGUGCUUACAAAGUAAAGGUCAUCCUCCUGCAACAAGAACAAUCGGUUGCCUGCAUUAAUGCAUCGUUUGAUCUGGAAGAUGUUUAAUGCGAUCGAAACGUGAAACUGGAGAACUACGUUAUUUAUUAGCCGAAUCACGUCGAACUUCUGACCGAGAGAAAAGACUACUUGAAAUCUCAUGUGCAUCUUGCUUCUUUACUGAUAUUUUACAAUAAAAAUAUCUGAAACGAUACUUGACUGGUUGCUGAUCUCUUACUCUGUUAUUCGAAGGCUGACUUGUGAGUGCAGCUCCCUUCAUGAUAUAAAGUCAACGACAAACCGCUGUCAGAUUCCUGAA
Molecule: messenger RNA, 992 nt
Organism: Paramacrobiotus metropolitanus
Lineage: Eukaryota; Metazoa; Tardigrada; Eutardigrada; Parachela; Macrobiotidae
Product: ganglioside GM2 activator-like
Exons: 6
Coding region: 101-742 (213 amino acids)
Biological process (GO): ganglioside catabolic process; lipid transport
Cellular component (GO): cytoplasmic side of plasma membrane
Molecular function (GO): lipid carrier activity; enzyme activator activity
Source: RefSeq, a predicted model, not a curated record